Molecule: messenger RNA, 5399 nt
Organism: Athene cunicularia (burrowing owl)
Lineage: Eukaryota; Metazoa; Chordata; Aves; Strigiformes; Strigidae
Gene: EDARADD
Product: EDAR associated death domain
Exons: 6
Coding region: 73-639 (188 amino acids)
Biological process (GO): signal transduction
Molecular function (GO): protein binding
Source: RefSeq, a predicted model, not a curated record
GGGAAGUGCCCUAGAGAUCAUGCAGCAAAAGAGCCUGUGGAGGAUACAGAUCCAAGCACUCUUUCCUUAACAAUGACUGAAAAAUAUCCUGUCCAAGACACAGGAGUACCUAAAGUGUUUGUCUUAGAUGAGCAAUACCUAACAGAUCAAGUUACACUGGAAAUUGCAUCUGUGAACAUCAAGACCCUUACAUCAGAUUCUGGCCUAAUCCAACAGCCAGAAGACAAAGACACACAAAACCAUACUGACGACUCACUUUCAGAUCUCAAGAAAACCUGCAAGGAAAACGGCACCUGCUCCUUGUGCUUAUUCCGUGCACCGACCAUCAGCGAUAUGCUCAAUGAUGAGGACUUGUUGUACACAGUGAGGCUAAAGCUGGAUCCCUGCCACCCAACUGUGAAGAACUGGAGAAAUUUAGCAAGCAAGUGGGGGAUGACUUAUGAUGAAUUGUGUUUCCUUGAACAGAAGCCCCAAAGUCCCACCUUGGAGUUCUUGCUACGGAAUAGUGACCGGACUGUGGAGCAGCUGAUUGAUCUCUGUAAAUUUUAUAAGAGAAUUGAUGUUGUGAAAGUGCUGCUGAAAUGGGUGGAGGAGGAAUGGCCCAAGAGAGGGAACAGAACUUACCAGAAUGACUUCUAGGUCAAAGAAAGUUGUUAGUCCAUACGUGUUAAACUCUGGGACUAGCUGCCACUACUAGUACAUGGGAAGUUUCCCUUGCAAGAGAGAAAGAGCCCAUACUGACGGUUUGUAUACUGUGUAAGCUUUAUGUACUGUAUACACAUAUAUAUGUUCUGUGCCUUCUAAAAGUGGACGGAAUAAUGCAGGUUAUGUUCUUGAGUCUAUAAAUGCCUCCAGUUUAUUUGCUGCUGUUUGUAGGCUUCCAAAGCAGAAAAAGCCAUACCGCUGGUUUUACUGCAGCAGUUGUGAACCAUGCCAGUUGUGUGCUGUUGCUAUUGAGAAAGCCACAAUUAGAAGGCAAGUCUCCUAGCCUUUCUGGCAGCCCUUCCACAGUUUUAUAUGUUCUACCUAGUAGAAGAUGAGGGGUUAUCUUUUUCUUCCUUUUAAAAUUUUUUUUAAGCAUUAUGACACUGUUUUUGGCACCUCAGUGUUCCAAGCAAUGGUUUGAAUUUGCAUGUUACAAUUAAUUCAGAGGUUCAACAUCACAUUCAGGCAAAUUAAGCUUCAAAUCUCUUUUAUAAACAAGAAUAGAUAUUAAAAUAAUUAUUUGCAUACUACUAUGUCAUAGGGCAUCUAUUUACUAUAGAAGAAAUCAUGCAAUUCAGACUUACCAGCCCAUAACCACUAGGGACCAAAAAAAUUAAAAUGCUUUAUACUUAAAAUUACUUUCCAAAGUUAUGAAGACAAUAUGCACUCUGAGUGCACUUACAUGUUUGUGUCAAAUGCCUCUGGCUUUGCAGUGUGAGGUGACAGCUGAUGCCUCACCCACAAGUAUAUCCUUAGUAUUGAGUAUAACUUCCCUUUUCACAGGCUAUGGUUUUCUUUACAGUCCUAUGGGUUGACCUAUUUUCUGCCCCACACCAAAGUAGUUGCACACUUGUGUGAAACUUAGCAUAAGUUUAUGUAUUGAUUAAAGCCACUGUAAUAGGAAAUUAACAGGUGAAUUCAUCUGUGGUCCAGAUGGAUGGUUAUUAAAGCACUUACAGUUGUUUAGACUGAUGUUUCUCAAAGAAUUUUCAUAUUCUCUGUUACACUGUUUACAUUUUAAAUAUUUUAGAAAUUGGUACUUUUCCUACUAUUCUUCUGUGUUCUAAUCUUUUUUAAAAAAUCCUGAAAAAUCAGUCAUAUAAUAAGAUGUAUAAAGUACUUAUAGCUAUAAUACCACAAACAAGAAUUUUGUAACUUAAAAGUACUUCUGGUUGUUACCCUUACUAAAAGCAUCUCAGACAAUACUAAUAUGUACAUAGGUGUAUAUACCAAAGAACUGGUGAAGAGUAUGUCAAGAUAUGGGGCAAAACUAGAAGGGGGUACAGGUUGAUGCACUGUUUACUUUUCUUGAAUAGAAAUAACUAUGAAUUAGUAGCAAAGCUGAGGGAAGUCUAAUGCUGUAUACUGAGUUUCUUACUGUAAGAGAAUGAAAAGAGACCUUUAGUAAUACUAUGCUAUAGAUAGUGAGAUACGGUUACAGAGAAGCUUGAAGUAGAGGCUAACAUUUUCAAUGUCAGGCACUAGUUCUGAGGUGACAUCAAUUAGCUUUAUUUUAGUAACUUCAAGAAGCUGAAGAUCUAGUUUCAAGGUGAAAAGACUGACCUAAAUUUGAGGUUUGACUUAUUUUUUUAAAAGCUUGUAGAAGACUGGACUUUGUAAUAACUUUUUUUAGCCAUUCCUCAAAAAAGCUGCUACUCUUUAGAACAGUAAGUUUUCUAGCCAUAUUUUUAAAGAGGAAAUAGUACUGUUGUAUCUUGUUGGGGCUGCUGUUCAAAUGUUUCAUGUUCUUCUUCUAGGAACAGGAGUUUUCUGAUAGAUUUCUUUCAACUGUAACUUUUUCAAAUAAUGUUUUGUCUUUAGUUAGGAGCUCUAGAAUCAGCUUUGAGGACUCCUGUGGUGUCUGGGCUGCCUGCUAGUUUGAAUUCCUACAGAGGCAUCCACUGUGUAUGUGCAAAUAGCUCAUUAUGCAGCUUGUCCAACAUAAUCCCCAUACCUUGGGCCCACUAUAUACAUGAUUUAGGAUCAUGUGUCUAUGUAUUAAGUUGUGCUGAGUGCUGGCAUGUAUGUCAACAGCUUUUCUCUCCCAUAACAUACCACAGCUGUAGAUGUGUGGUAUAGGAUGCUCUGCUUUGAUAGAUCCAGUCCAUUAAAGAGCUGGAGCCCUCACCUAAGACUCAAUGGGAAUGUGAAAUGAUGCAGCAGCAUUUCAGAAUCAAGAUGUUCAACUGAAUCUACCCCUUUUCCUGUUUUCUGGCUAAACAGGACAUUUUGAACAUUUUGAAGAAAUGUUGUUGUCUUGUGGAAAUGAGUUCUGAUCCCAUGAAACUCUUGGAAAGUCAAUAUCAGCUGCAAGAAUUCACAUCUGAUGGAAAUAAAGCUGCUUCUGAGAGUUCAUAGAUGGAUUCUGUAUAAAUUCACUGAAGGUUGAAAAUGUUAGCCUUAAACUUCAUCACACACUGGAUUACUCAUUAGUAUACUUGAAAUAUUUUUUUUUUACUCUUUGUAUGGCAUGAAUUGAGAUGUACACACUUUUUAAGUUUUGUAUCUGUUUACAAGAUAUUGGGUCUGAGUGUUCAGUUUAUUCUUCUGUCUUCUGUUAUAAUGUAUACUGUUUUUAGAAGAAAUACAGAUUAUCAAUAUUUGACUUUAUUGUAUUUGGUUUUAUUACAUCUAGGAAAACAGCCAUUUUCCUUCUCACCAGUUUGUUUGGAACCACUGAACUGUCAACUGGUUGUGCUGUGUAAAAAAACAUCUUAAAUACAAGAUUCAUGGCAUCUUAAAGCAUCUGUGUUUUCAGCAGAUACUGCUGUUCAAGUAAGGAAGAUGCACUUAUCUUUUCCAUAUGAAAAAUGAGUUUUAUCAUUUUGAUAAGAUGAUGAACAAAGAUGUUUACGUAGACAUUUGCAGUGGAGUUCUAGAGAGCUAUGAAACCGACAUUGAGUAAACUCUUCCAGAAUUAAUAACCAAUCUGAUAAUGAACGUUAGAGAAUCCCAUGGACACUGAAAAGGCUCUACUAGACUAUCAGUUUUGUUCCAUUAUAUCUUUCUCCUAUUCCUGUAUGAGGCUCUCUUUCCCUUCAGGGAUUUCCAGUUCUUUGGCUGCCGUGUCUGUGCCUGCAGGAUGGUCACAGUGGCCCCUUCCACCCACUUUAGCUUCUAUGAAAAUAUCCAAACCACUAUAUUCUUUCUUUCCUGCAGCUCUGUUUAAGACAUGGUGAGCCUUAUAACCAUUCUUCAACAGCAAAGGUACAGUUCUGUGCUCCCAGAGCCCCUAGUUUUGCUGUGAGGCCAACUGUGGGGCAUCCCCAACAAAAUAGUGACAGUAUCCAGUUGCCUUAUUCACUGCAUGCACUUCCUUUUCUUCUGCGGAGAGGAAAGCAAAAGGGGUUUGGGGCUGUCCUUUGGAAGCCUGCCAUAGAGGACAGGGUAGUCAGCAUGGCCCUGGGUACUUGUUUGGAAGUAAGUUGUACAGAAACUAAACCAUACGUCUUCAUGAAUCACUACUGAAUAAUGGAAAGCUGUAGUUCAGUUUGGACAGUGCUUUGUGCAAGAGACUGCAUAUUCUUCACAGUCUCAAACUGACUGCCUCCCAUAAUUCCAAGUGAAGCUGUUGGGAAGUGGAAAAAAAUGUAAAUUUUGCCUUAAUGUGGUUUAAGUUGGGUGACUGUUGACUUGUUGCCAGACAUAUUUGGAAGUUAUUUGUCAGGCAGCAGAAUUGUUUAAACAAAGUCAAAGAAUGUAAAUGGCAUUUAUAACAGUUUAAAGAGCAGCCUACUCCUGUAAUUUUUGCAGCAUAUCAUGUCCUGUGUCCAUGAAGGAAAAGCAGUUAGUUUUUCAUAACUAAUUUCAAUAUAUGUUGUAAGUCUUAAGUUUUGGGUUAGUUUUGCACAGUAGGGCAGAGCACCAUUAAAUGAGGACUUGAGCUUGUUGCCUGUUUUAGUAAAGUGCUUUCCUAUGCUGCUGAGUUCAGCUAGUCCUGACUGCAUGACUAUGAUUAGUUGUUAGCUGUAGCUGAGCAGGCAAGGUAUGGAUCUACUGGUCAGACAGGCUGAAUAUGGUGAGCACUAAGAAGAAUUUAUUUGGAAGGGUGGAGUCUGUAGUAUUUGUGGGCCUGUAUCUUAGCCAAGGACUGGGACUGACUCCAUCUUACAAGAAACAGAUGGCAAAGAGGAGCUGACAUACCUGGGAAAGGCUUGCAUGUGCCCUCUGUUGGGGCGAGGGCAACUGAACAGCUGGGCAGACUUACUAGUUGGUUUGAUCUCUGUAUUUUACCUUUGUAAAAUGGUGAUUCUUGAUUUCAAAGGCAGGUCCGUUGGGGUAAAUGUUUAUUUGUUAUUGUGGUAAUGAGUCACAUGAGAAUCUUAAAUGUGAGAAAGAUAAAGCAGUGCAAGUCUGUGGAAUGGCUGGAAAACAACAGACGUAUUAUGAGUGAACUAGACCGAGUGGCCCCACUGUAACAACAGGCUGUAGCUGUUGUGAAGAACACCUGCAAGGCCAAGGGGCUGAGAAACUGUGUGCGUUGCAAAAAGUUAAGAAAGCUGAACUGUGGAAAGCAAGAUGUUUGCCUAACAGAAGAACGGCGCAUGGACACUACAACGGGACCAAUCAUAGAGGGCAAAAGGGCGCAUGGACAAGUAGUUUUAGCCUAUUAGCAAUUAAGUAGCUGUGCGUGUGCUUUAUGGUAGUUUAUAAAUUGCUGUGUAUCCUUUAAUAAAGUGGCAUUAACUUGAUCA